This is a messenger RNA of Gymnogyps californianus (California condor), 2046 nucleotides long. RefSeq names its product endoplasmic reticulum-Golgi intermediate compartment protein 3-like. Gene Ontology annotation, cellular component: COPII-coated ER to Golgi transport vesicle; endoplasmic reticulum; Golgi membrane. Lineage: Eukaryota; Metazoa; Chordata; Aves; Accipitriformes; Cathartidae. Gene Ontology annotation, biological process: endoplasmic reticulum to Golgi vesicle-mediated transport; retrograde vesicle-mediated transport, Golgi to endoplasmic reticulum. The record is from RefSeq and is a predicted model, not a curated record.
AUGGACUCGCUGUGGCGGCUGAAGCGGUUCGGCUUCCCCAAGACCCUGGAAGACUUUCGGGUCAAGACGUGCGGGGGCGCGCUGGUGACGGUUGUCAGCGGGCUCAUCAUGGUGCUGCUUUUCUUCUCGGAGCUGCAGUACUACCUCACCAAGGAGGUUCAUCCGGAAUUGUACGUUGACAAAUCAAGGGGAGAUAAACUGAAGAUCAACCUAGAUGUCAUUUUUCCACAUAUGCCUUGUGCUUAUUUGAGCAUCGAUGCCAUGGACGUAGCAGGAGAGCAGCAGCUGGAUGUGGAGCACAAUCUGUUUAAACAACGUUUGGAUAAAGCCGGCAAUCGUGUGACUCCAGAGGCCGAGAGACACGAGCUGGGGAAAGAAGAAGAAAAAGCGUUUGAUCCAAAUUCUUUGGAUGCCGAUCGCUGCGAGAGCUGUUACGGGGCGGAGUCAGAGGACAUUAGGUGUUGUAAUACUUGUGACGAUGCCAGAGAAGCAUACAGGCGGCGAGGCUGGGCCUUCAAGAACCCGGAUAGCAUAGAGCAGUGCAAGAGGGAAGGGUUUAGCCAGAAAAUGCAAGAGCAGAAGAACGAGGGCUGCCAAGUGUAUGGUUUCCUAGAGGUCAACAAGGUAGCUGGAAAUUUCCACUUUGCCCCAGGCAAAAGUUUCCAACAGUCUCAUGUACACGGUGGUAAGGACUGACCAGUUUUCAGUCACACGACAUGAGAAGAGAGCCGACGGGCUACUGGGAGACCAGGGUCUGCCUGGUGUCUUUGUGCUAUGGGAACUUUCGCCCAUGAUGGUGAAGCUGGCAGAGAAACACGGGCACUGAAGAUGUCAAGAAGAUGUUGGAAGACUGAUGGCGGAUUGGAUGAGGGCCCGGGAGGAGCUGGAGUUGAAGGAGAGUGAAUGGCGCAAUGAACGUGAAGCAAUUCCUAGAGUUUUAUGCCUUAUGGAACCUGCUACGUACAUUGGAAUUCCACCACCAAGGUCUGUCAACAUAAAGCCAAUCCAGAUAAAAAGCGGGACCCUAAUCUGCUAAGCAUCUAGAGCAGGCUAGAUGUUGAAACUCAGGCAGCCAGCUCCGGCAGGGGAAUGCGCAGUGCUGAAUCGGAAGCCAGCGGUGCCCACGGAAAGCCGGGCGUCAAGGGGACUUCACGGCAAACAAUAUGCGUAGGCAAGGGAACACCACCAGUGGAGAGAGGGACAGAGCUGACCUUCUCUCUGAAAUAAUGGGGACACCUUUGUGAAACGGGGCUUGGAAGCCUGAAAAACCCUCCCACGCUCUGGCAGGUAACCCAGAGGUAGGAGUGGGAGAAGUGGCCAUCUGCUGCUGAGAGCAUCUCCCAGGAAGUGGGCGAUCCAGGUCCAGUUCCGCUCUUUCCCAGACCCAGAGGAGUGCCCCAGCCAGCCAGCUGAGGACUAGUCUUUGGGCAGAGCACCUUCCUUUUCCUGCUGAACUGCUGAAGUAGGUCCACGGCGCAGACAGACACGGCAGUCACGAGGGGAAGGGGUUCAAUCAGUUAGCUGUAGCAACAGAACUUCCGACGCUGAGGCUUCCUGCUGGAAACACCCUUAAGACACAGCUCGAUGGCUUCAGCAGUAUUCUCGGCUCCCUUGCCAGAGCUGAGCCUCAUGUGCUUGACUCACCUGAAUCUUACCGGCAUUUUGCCCUGACCACCUGCGAAGAUUCCCGUCUGUCCUGGUUUUGGCUGGGACAGAAUUAAUUUUCUUCUUAGUAGCCGCUACAGUGCUGUGUUUUGGAUUUAGUGUGAGAAUGAUGUUGAUAACACUCCGAUGUUUUAGUUGUUGCUAAGUAGCGCUUGUCUUCAGCCAAGGACUUUCCAGUUUCCCGUGCUCUGCCAGUAAGCAGGUGUGCAAGAAGCUGGGAGGCAGCAGAGCCGGGGCAGCUGACUUGAACUAGCCAAAGGGGUAUUCCAUACCAUGGAACGUCAUGCCCAGUAUAUAAACAGGGGGGAGUUGGCCGAGCGGCGCGGAUCGCGGCUCGGGAACUAACUGGGCAUCGGUCAACGAGUGGUGAGCAAUUGCAUU